Molecule: messenger RNA, 1701 nt
Organism: Eimeria mitis
Lineage: Eukaryota; Apicomplexa; Conoidasida; Eucoccidiorida; Eimeriidae
Product: TBC1 domain family member 23, related, related
Exons: 6
Coding region: 1-1701 (566 amino acids)
Source: RefSeq, a predicted model, not a curated record
AUGCUGCUGCAGCAGCGGUGGUUGAGCAGCGGAGAGAGCAGCAAAGUUUGUCUGUCUUGUGGUUCUCUUUUGCCUGCUGGCGCAGGGGACCGUUCAGCAGCAGCAGCAGCAGCUGCUGCUGCUGCUGCUGCUGCUAACGAAGCACUGCCGCCUCAGCUCCCCUUCCAGCGCUGGGCCUCGUUGCUGUCCUUUAACGAAGCACUGCCGCCUCAGCUCCCCUUCCAGCGCUGGGCCUCGUUGCUGUCCUUCGAAGCACUGCCGCCUCAGCUCCCCUUCCAGCGCUGGGCCUCGUUGCUGUCCUUGCCUACUCACCGCCUCGUGCUGCUGAGGGUUCCUCGCUGGGCCCUGCAGGUGUUCUUGGGGGCUGCAGAUGUGAGGCGUUUCCCCUGCUAUAUAGAGGCAGUGCUGCAGCCGCCGCUGCAUCUGCUGCUGCAGCAGCAGCACACUGCAGCAGCAGCUGCAGCAGCUGAUGGAGGUGGGCAGGCCUCAAGUGAAGGCCUGCCGCCUAUUCUGUCUGAGGCACGUGCUGCAGCAGGCGACAGCAGCAGCAGCAGCAGCAAUAGCAGCAGCAGCAGCAGCAGCAGCAGCAGCGCUACAGAAGCUAGCCAAGGCCGAGCAGGGUCUUUGCCUUCCCUUGCUCAGCUCUCCAGCAUCGCUCCCCGUGCUGAUGGCUCUGAGUCGCCGCUAGGAGCAGCAGAAGCAUCACUGACUGCUCGUUCUCUUUCUCUGCUGCUUCGCUGGCACUCCUCCUCUACCCCCAUGGCCCGAAGAGGCACUGACAGCCAGCAGCAGGACUACAGCAUGCAGCAGCAGCAGCAGGAGCAGCAGCAGCAGCAGCAGCAGCACGUCUCUCGCGUAGGCUCACAGGGCAUCCUUCUACCCAAACGCAGCAGCAGCGGAGGCGGGCCCAGCUCAAGCGCAGCAGCUGCUGCUGCUGCAGCAAUACCUCUGGGGGAGGGCUAUGGCCACCUGUCUUCUUGGCUUUUCAACGCGCCAGAUAGAAGACUGUGUGAAGUGAUAGUAACUCCUGAUCGCCUGGUGCUUGUCAGCGGCGCUCAGCAGCAGCAGCAGCAGCAGCAGCAGCAGCAGCAACAGCUGCUGAUGCUGCAGCGGAGACAGGAGCAGCAGCAGCAGCAAGCAAGUGAAGAAGGAGUUAUAGGCAUAACAGAGUUGACACAGUAUCCUGAGGAAACACCGAGAAACGCAGAUGAAUAUCAAGGAGCAGCACAGUGGCGCCUCAUCGCCGACCUGCUGGGCCUUCCACCUCCUUGGCAGCUGAAGUCGCAGCAGCAGCAGCAGCAGCAGCAGCAGCAGCAGCAAGAGGGGGAGCAGCCGCUGGAGCCGGAGCAGCGCCACCACGAAUACCAAAAGCAACAGCAGCAGCAGCAGGACGAGGAUGACUCGAUAAACGUGUAUUCGUCAAUGGAGCUGGCGGAGACACACAAAAUAACGAGCAGAAAAAACGAUGCUAGGCUUUUGUGUUUUUACUUCAACGCCACAAAGUCGCAGCCGCUUAUGGUCUUGAGGUUUCCUGAUGACAGCUCAGCGAAGGGCUGCAUAGCCCACGUGAAAAAAAUGUAUCGCGCUUACCGCAUGCGCAGGCAUGAACAGCAGCAGCAGAAGCUUCAGCAGCAGCAAGCGCAAGAAGCUAGUGCAAGAAACCCGCUGUCUGCAGAGCCCUCUGGCAAUGGGGGCGUUUGA